Cucurbita maxima (winter squash) is the source of this 1401-nucleotide messenger RNA. RefSeq names its product protein PARTING DANCERS. The transcript is spliced from 8 exons. The record is from RefSeq and is a predicted model, not a curated record. NCBI's taxonomy places the organism in Eukaryota, Viridiplantae, Streptophyta, Magnoliopsida, Cucurbitales, Cucurbitaceae. The coding region runs from base 99 to 842 and encodes 247 amino acids. Gene Ontology annotation, biological process: resolution of meiotic recombination intermediates.
UUUAGAUUUUCGCGCGCCAUAUCUUCUCCUCCCGCUGCCUCUCUUCCUCUCUCUCCCCCGUUUCUGUACAAAGUUUAUGUUAUCACUGAGAGUUAGCAAUGGGGAGUUUGUCACAGAGAGAUGUUAAUCAAAUGGAUGGAAAUCAAGUGAAAGCAAAAAAUUCUGGCGGCGGAGUCUGUUUGAUGAGCAAUAUAUGGAGAGAUGAGCAGCAUCCAUCCACCAUCAAUUUUAUGUCUAAUUUCCUAAGCACAAAUUCAUUUCGCCUCAAUUUUGUUCCAAUCGCUCCAGACUUGAUAUUCAAUUGUGGGGGUUUAUCAGUGGCUUUUGCUUUUGUGACAAGUUGGGAUUGCAGCAAUACGUCAUCAAUCUUUUGCAGAGUUCAGAAGUUGAUGAAGCAGUUUGCAAAUUUCUAUGUUGUUGUUGCCCUUCCAACCAAGGAGCAGAAUGAUUCAUUUGUUCAAUCUUACUUCAGAAAUGGGAUGGAAAUUGGUAAGCCACCAUUUGUACCAGUUCAGGAUGUUGAGAUGGGCUUUGAGAAGAUUGUGAAGAUAGCACACUCCCGUGGAGCAUGCAAGCAGCAAGAUGUCAUGUCAAAACUGAGGACUGAGAGGAAGAGAUCCGUGCAAGUCAUGGAUGCUUUUCGUAGAGUCAUGUCUUCUGUACCAGGCCUUGAUGAUCAUGAUGCGAAUUCGCUAAAUCAAGCUAUUGGUUCAAUCGAGGCAAUCGCGAAAGCAUCCAAGGAGUACAUUUUGGAGAACACAGAUCUGUCAGUGGACAAGGCAGAGAGAAUUAGGAGCUUUUUCAGGGAUCCAAAGUUCUACCUCAGUCCCAAAAUAAAUUGAUGAUAUUGGAAAUGGAAAUCUCUUGAUGAAUUCCUCGGAAGAGUUUCCAGGUCAGUCAAAUUUUAGCAUUUCUUUUGCUGCGUACCUUUGGAUUCAAGUUCAGUGAAACCUGGCCUAUGUUUCUGCACACACUCACACACACCCAAGGAAAUGCUAUGAGAAUCGUAUAGAAGAGUUAAGUUGGUAUACAUUCAACAUGGUUGAAAUUAUUGUAAGAAAACAACAUUCAACAUGGGAAAAUGUCAAUCUCGGCAUUCCUGGUUGGUCGGUGGGUCCAAUUAUGUGGUAAUAAGACUAUAAUAAGCAAGUGAAAUUUGAAGAGAAUAGCAGUUUCCAAGCGUUUAGGGUAAAUACUGAUGAGUCAUCUUUCAACAGCCUAGGUUACGUUUUAAACUGGGCGAGAGGGAUGGAGAAAGAAUCUACCACUUUGCUGUUUCCUAAUAUAAUAAUAUCCGUUGCUAAGCCUGAGGAUGUAGGAAUAAUGUCUUGUAAUCAAGUUUGACUCAGUUUAAACUGUUAACCCAUUCAGAUUAAAAUAUGUAAAUGCUAGCUUUUGUCA